AUGGAUGAAGUGGAAAAUGGCAACAGAGGUACUGUGCGACAAGAAAGUCCCUGUUCGACUGAAGUCGAAGAUCUACAGGAUGGUUGUGCGUCCUGUUGCGAGUGCUGGCCGACGACGAAAGCCUUGGAAAGAGUACUGCACGCUAUGGAAAUGCGGAUGUUAAGGUGGAUAAUAGGUGUAACGCUAAAAGAGAAAGUAUCCAACGACACUGUGCGCUCCAUCUUCGGCGUCGUCCCGAUAACUGAGAAGAUGAAGGAGGCCCGACUGAGAUGGUUCGGUCACGUCUUGCGUCGAGAGGAAGAUUCUGUGGCCCAAACCGCACUGAAGCUCGACGUUUCAGGAGUGAGGCCGCGUGGGAGGCCAAAGAUUCGCUGGUUAGACCGUGUGAAGCUGGAUAUGAUAGAUGCACAUUUGUGUACGGCUGAUGCAAUGGAUAGAACCAAAUGGAAGACAAGGAGCAGAAAAGCGGACCCUGCAACAAUGCGGAACAAACGCUAG
Molecule: messenger RNA, 498 nt
Organism: Necator americanus (New World hookworm)
Lineage: Eukaryota; Metazoa; Nematoda; Chromadorea; Rhabditida; Ancylostomatidae
Exons: 1
Coding region: 1-498 (165 amino acids)
Source: RefSeq, a predicted model, not a curated record